AUGACUGCCUUGCGCAGCGCCGAGAAAUUCGUCGCAGAUUUUCAUGGAGAGGGCCAGCGAAUGGGGCUAGACGAACUGCGCUCGGUCGAAGACGUUCUUGUUGCAGUGCUUCCACUUAUCCGCCGUUCAAGGAAUUCGUUCUGCCCUAUUAAUCGUUUCGCCCCUGAACUUUUGGUCUAUAUUUUUCAGCACACCUUAGAUGAUCCAGCUUCAUACCUCACUCGCUCUGUUCGUGCGCCGCUGAAAGUCUACCUCUAUGGGGACACUAUGGACGAGUACGUGCAGAGGAUGCUUGACUCAGAUGGCGCGCGGAUCAAAGAACUCCAUAUACAUUCAACUACGGAUGCCUGGUCUUACCUCACCGCUUUUCCUGCGCCUUCACUGGAACAUCUGACUCUUCACGUCCGAACUCCACAACUCGUCACUCGAGAUGGGGGUCUUGUACCCGCCCAGAUGCCAUCUACUUCUGGCAGAUCUGCACAAACUGCUCUCUUCCAGGACAACACUCCGCAUUUGAAGGUGCUAUCAUUGCAUUCCGCCAGUUACCUUCCGAGGAAUCACUUUCCAUCGCUUACACAUCUAUGCCUCCGUGCUCCUUCACUACGCAGGGGCGGUGCCGCCCAUCUUCUGGGUUUUCCAGAUGUAGCAUGGACACUUUCGGAUCUGCAGGCAUUCUUGGUCGACUGCCCUGUGUUGGAGGAACUCAUUUUGGCGGAGAUAGCCGCACAGAUUCGCAGUGAUGAUGAGGCUCUUCCUACUGUUCCUCUCACACGACUUCGGAGAUUCGCCUUGGGCAACACACCCACGGAAUUGCUUGUCUGGUUCGCGAGACACAUUGAAAUGCCGGGAGAUGUAGCAAUCCGAAUAUUUGGACCUGCACCGCACAGUGCUUCACGCCUCGCGCAAAUUCUCCCACAUCUGCCGCUCCCUCACGAGCCUCAUAUCAUGCUUCUGGAGGAUUCCGAGUCUUACUUUGCAGACCCAAUCCUUACUGUAUCCAUCGCCAGCGCUUCUAGCGGCAUCCAGAUCCACUUUGUCUUGUAUCGAGACGAUACGCGCUGGGAUUCAUCCGUGUGGCGUUUAUUUCCCUUCGCAGAUAUCCACGAGCUACAUGUUCGUCCACGCAGGUACCUGCACGUCUUCACCGAUAUAGCAUCAUUGAUCGAGAGGUUGCCGUUGCUCUCGACACUCGUAUGCGGGUAUGCGCCUGAAAAUCAGAACAUGUUGGGUACUAUCCUCGCGAGACUAUCUCCAUCUCCCGAAAGGCCUGCAAUGCACUGCCCAGCCCUCAAGACCUUGCAUGUCUUCAUAGGCAGUUCAGGGGAAAUGCUCAGUAACGUUGUCGAUUUUGCGGCAGCUCGAGCAGAUGUUGGAUAUCCGCUCCGCAGAGUCAUCAUCGAGCAGGAUCCGGAUAUUCAUGAUGAAUGGCACGGUACUAGUGAAUUUCACGACAAAGUGUUACGUAUUCGGGAGCAAGUGGAGUCAAUCGAGGUACGCGCGUACGAUGGGAUAGCACCUAGAGUGGAUUGGCCGGCCGUGUGUACGUCCGGGACACACAAAUAUUGGCCAGACUGGUAG
Messenger RNA from Sparassis crispa, 1578 nucleotides. RefSeq lists its product as hypothetical. The coding region runs from base 1 to 1578 and encodes 525 amino acids. Lineage: Eukaryota; Fungi; Basidiomycota; Agaricomycetes; Polyporales; Sparassidaceae. The transcript is spliced from 4 exons. The record is from RefSeq and is a predicted model, not a curated record.